AUGGAAGAAAAAAAAAAAAAAAGUUAUAAUAACAAUUUCUCAGGAUUAUUAAAUAAUGGAACUGAUGAUAAUAAUAAAAAGGAGAAGUUAAAAAAUAGUAUAUCUAAAAUGUAUAUUAACAAUAAUAAUAGAAAAAAUUUUAACGACAGUGAGAAGGAAGACCUUGUUAUGAUAGAGGAAAAGAAUGAUAAAAAAAAGAAAAAAAAACAUAUGAUAAAUACAUUUGAACAAGAUAGUAAUGAUAAUAUGAAUGAUAAUAAAAGGUUAGGUAGCUUUUUUAAGAUAAAUGAUAAAUGUGAAUCUAUUAAUGAAAACAUGAAUAAUAUUAAUAAAGAAUCUCCUAAUGAUUGUAUACUAUUUGAAAAUAUUAAUAAGAAGGAAUAUUUUAGUGAAACCAAAGAAGAAAAUAAUGAUUCAAACAAAAGUAAUGAUAUAGAAAAGGUAAAUUCUAUAAAUGUGAAGAAGAAAACUAUUAAAAAGAAUAAAAAGAAGAUUAAUAAUAAAAUUAUAAACAAUAAGAAUAAAACAUCUAAAUCAAAUGAGAUAGAAGAACAAAUAAUUAAUAUUAGUAAACAUAUAUAUAAAAUAUUAAAUAUAUCGAAAUUACCAAAUUGUGAUAUAUUAAAAAGAACAAAUAAAAGAUAUGCUGAAACAUUUUUAUAUUUGACUAAUGGUUAUAAUAUGGAUAUAGAACAAAUAAUAAAAAGAUCUUUAUAUAAAAGAAUGUAUAAAAAUAAUUCAAUAAUCAAAGUUACAGGUAUACAUAUAUAUUCAUUAUGUAAACAUCAUCUUUUACCUUUUGAAGGUACAUGUGAUAUUGAAUAUAUACCCAAUAAAUAUAUUAUUGGAUUAUCUAAAUUUUCAAGAAUAGUCGAUGUCUUUUCUAGAAGAUUACAAUUACAAGAAGAUUUAACUAACGAUAUUUGUAACGCUUUAAAAAAAUAUUUAAAACCAUUAUAUAUUAAAGUUUCUAUUGUAGCUAAACAUUUAUGUAUAAAUAUGAGGGGGGUUAAAGAGCAUGAUGCAAAAACUAUAACUCAUGCAUCUUAUAAAGAAGAAAAAGAGAAUUCUACAGUUCAUUCAUUAAAUAUGGACUGUUCUGUGGAAAAUUUAAAUUAA
Molecule: messenger RNA, 1119 nt
Organism: Plasmodium adleri (nom. inval.)
Lineage: Eukaryota; Apicomplexa; Aconoidasida; Haemosporida; Plasmodiidae
Product: GTP cyclohydrolase I
Exons: 1
Coding region: 1-1119 (372 amino acids)
Biological process (GO): tetrahydrofolate biosynthetic process; tetrahydrobiopterin biosynthetic process
Cellular component (GO): cytoplasm
Molecular function (GO): GTP cyclohydrolase I activity; zinc ion binding; GTP binding
Source: RefSeq, a predicted model, not a curated record